Messenger RNA from Pygocentrus nattereri (red-bellied piranha), 6762 nucleotides. RefSeq lists its product as uncharacterized. Gene Ontology annotation, molecular function: acyltransferase activity; hydrolase activity; ATP binding. The record is from RefSeq and is a predicted model, not a curated record. Bases 1439 to 6181 code for a protein of 1580 amino acids. Gene Ontology annotation, biological process: tRNA aminoacylation for protein translation. Lineage: Eukaryota; Metazoa; Chordata; Actinopteri; Characiformes; Serrasalmidae. The transcript has 4 exons.
UGAAAUAAGAUAAUACUAGUUAAUGGUAUUUAUCCCUGUAUACUUCUACACGGUGAUGGAACUACAACUGUGAAUGUUUUUGAGGCAGGACACGUCAUAACACUUCAAUCAGGACAGCAGGAAAACCAUAUUUAUGUUGUUUAAGUGGUAUGGUAUGAUAAACCGUGCCUAACAUGGAUAGUGAUGUGAACUCACAAGGUCACGAGGUCAAAAAUGAAAUAAAUAAAUAAAUAUAUAAAUGAACAGACGUGCUGCCAGAAGGUCACCAUGCCAAAUGAGUUGACUAGAGGGGUAUACAUUGUGAGCCUGUCCAGUGGUGGUGAGUUCUAAGACAACAGAACUCUUGCACACAAACCAACAGCUAUAUAAUCACACAAUACGUAAGGUUAUCGUAAUGUAAGGCUAUUGAGAGUUAACACUAAACAGACAAAUUCAAUUAACAGGCCUCUAAAGACCGUCUACGCCUUUUCUUACAAACCAAAAUCCUGCCAACUAAAUACUUACUAUUUGGCGUCUUAAUUUACAGCAUAGAAAAAGUCAGAAUAGCCUCACACAGAGUCAGCAGCACAUUCAGGCCUCGCACAGCUGCCUAAGCCAAUUUAAGAUACAAGAUACAAAGAUACAAUCAAUGCUUAAAUCAGUCACGGAAAACUGCAGCCAGUUCCCAGGCACUGGAUCACAUGAUGACAAUGAAAGAGCAGACUAACAGCCCUACAGUUAGUCACAUGAGGUUUUUAUAUCUCCCCAACCAAUUUGGCUUCUAACAGCUUACAUGUUUGAGUGGAAUAAUAAUACUUAAGCAAACUUUACUGGAAACUUGAUUACAGAGUGCUCCAAAAAGGGCAAAUAGCCUGUAUUGCAUUAAACUGUUAGGCUACAAUUGAGAUGACCUUGAGGAUUUCCUAACGUAUAAAUGAUAAGGUUCAGAUCCACAGCUCAUGGCUUCAAAGGAUCACAGCCUGUAUGGUACUGAAAAAAAAAAAACAUGUUACUGGAAGUAUGCAGUAAUAGGAAUAUUCAUUCUUUAUCAAUAACACUGGAGCACAUCAGUUAUAAAAUAAUUCUGCCUGGAUAUGUUCCAGCUUAGUGUUUCACUCUUCAAGAGGUUCAUCUAUACUUUGCAUUGAUGCAGUGAUAAAACAAUGUAGUAGAUUGUUCGUGGAUUGUGAAUGUUAGUAACUAGUGAGCCCAGCUUAGCUUUACUAAGUUCUAGACUUGUUCUCUAAAGUAGCUUGUGGUAGGGGAGAAGAAUGCCAGUGUGACAGCCUGGCCAAUGACACAGUGAGCCUCUAUCAGGAGAAGGGAAAUUGAAUUCCUUAAUUGGAAUCACUGGGUCCGUAUUACAGCCCUCUUCUUGUUUGUUCACCGCAAGAAAACUUAUUGCACAGAGUUUCUUUCAGCACACCAUACGCUUCUGUGAGUCGCUUCUGAUCUGAGGAUGGCACAAUUACUCGAUUACCCCAUUCCAGAGUUGGACACCACCAUAAAAGAAGCCGGCCGUGUGCUUCAGCUCAUUCUGAGCCCUGAGGAGUACGUCCAGUAUAAAAAUGCCCUCUCCCAGCAGAGAGAGGCACUUCAGGAGGCCCAGGAGAAGCUGCAAGCCAGCGCCAGUGGCAAUGAGAACUGGGUGACCGAGCAGUUCAAAAAGCGACUCCUCUCCUGCUGUGACCCUCUGCCCACCUCUACAGCCAUCCCCUCUGUCUUGCCUCCAUCCAAGUCCAAGGGAGAGAGUGCACAGCUAGAGAGGGCUUCAACUCUGCUAUGGGCUGCAGCCAAGCUGUACAGUGAGCCUUGGCUUAUUGAGGGUGAUGUACCAACAGAGCGCACUCAACAGUCGGAGGUCUUUGCUUCCAGCCGCCUACCAGGAGAGAACCAGGAUCAAUUAAAAGUGUAUCCAGAAAGCCUCCAUGCCAUUGUGACCUGCAAAGGAGGUAUAUUUCCCAUUCAAAUACUAAGGAACCCAGGAGCAGAGGGCACAGUCACCGCCUUACCCCUACUUGAUAUCUACACCCAGCUAGCUCAUGUGUAUAGUCUGCCAGCUGCAGAAGCUGUGCAGGAUCCAUCCACAGUCUGUGGAUUAUCUGUUCUCCAUCGCCAAACUUGGCAUGCCAUCAGAAAAGAGAUACUGAAGGGUGGCGGUGAGGCAGCAGAAUCUCUUGAAGUGAUAGAGAGUGCCAUUAUGGCUGUUUCACUGGAAGACUGCCCUGCACCAACCAAUCUGGCUGAUAUUCUUAAUGCUGUCCGUUUGGGAGGGGCUGACGGACAGUGCCUGAGGUACUAUGACAAGGUGGUAAACAUGGUGGUGUUCAAAGACAGCGUCGCUGGCAUGGUGUUUGAACAUAGUGCCCUGGAUGGCAUGGUGGCUGGCCUUGUAGUUGAAAGAAUGUGGCACCUUUCAGAGUCCCAAAACAUAGAGCAUAUGAAAACUCAGACACUGAUAAAUGGGUCAGAUGUUGCGUCCUCACACCCAAAAGCUCUAAAAUUUCCGCUAGGAGGUAUAAACGUGCCAAGUCAACCUCUUAAUAGCUAUCUACAAGUGAGUAACCCUGUCAUCACAUUUGAGGUUUCAUCUUUUCCAGACGUUUUCACCACCCUAAGGGGUCACAGGGGUUUAUAUGAUGCAUGGAUCAAUUUCACUCUGCAGCUCUCUCUUAAGCAAAUCCUUGGAGAAACAGCUGCCAGCUACAUCAUGGUGACUCCCACUCAUAUGCGACACUACAAACAUGGGCGCUGUGAUCCAACUUAUUCGAUCACAAUGCAGUCUCGUAAACUUGUAACAGCCUUGGAAUCCUGCGUUGGGCCAGACAAUGUUCCCCGGUACACCAAGGAGCUCUUCUGCCAGUUCCACCUGGCAUUCCUGGAGCACAAAAAUCUUAUCAAAAUGACAAAAAAUGGUCAUGGUGUAGGGCCUCAUUUAGCUGUCUUACGCAGGAGUAUGUCUCAAGACAACCCACUCAAAAAAUAUCUGGAUCUUUUUGGAUGCCCAUCCAUCUACCUCACUGGCUCAGAUCUAAUGGAAGGUGUGGAGUGUGCUGUGGGCAAUGUGUAUGCUACUAAUCAGCUAGCUGUCACCUACCUGGGAAAGAAGGACAAGGUCCGUCUAGUGCUGAAUGGAAAAGGUACCUUUUCCAGCAUCUUAGGAAAACUUGCAAUGUGUCUUGAACUAAACCUUAAGCUGGUGAUGCUUCUAGCAGUAAGGUAUGCAAUUGCAGGGCAGAUGGGAGCCAUUGAGUGCCUCUUGCAAAAAGAAGAACAAUCAAUCAAUAGCACUACAGUGGACACCAAAGUUGUAGAUCCAAAAGGAGGAAAGAAAGUCAAGCAAAAAGGAUGCUUGGAUUCUUCAGCUGCAGAAAAGUCAUCUUUCACCUUAGUCAUUCAUGGUGGAGCUGGGGUGGAAAUGAUACUGAGCCAUAAGGUGGUAGAGGUCAUUGAAUUUGCCCUUGAAACAGCACUAACUCUGGGAGCACAAGUGCUCAGCCAUGGAGGCAGCAGUCUGGAUGCUGUACAGAGAAGUGUAUCUGCCUUAGAAGACUGUUUCCUAUUCAAUGCAGGAAAGGGAUCUGUAUACAACCGAAGUGGUGAACACGAGAUGGAGGCCACCAUUGUCGAUGGACAUGAAAAGAAUUCUGGAUCAGUAGCUUGCGUGCGUUGUGUGAAAAACCCAGUCAAAGCAGCCCGCCAUGUGAUGGAAAAAAGUGUACACUCAUUACUGACAGGAGAUGGAGCUGAGGAAUUUCUAGAGACUCUCCAGGAAAGAGAAAAACCAGUGACACCAGAGUACUUUCACACUGAUGUCAGAUACAAGGAGCUUGCUAUAAAACUAAACAGCAGUAAAAACAACCAUCCUCAAACUGUAGGUGCAGUUGCUCUGGAUUGCUGGGGAAAACUAGCAGCAGCCACAUCAACUGGGGGGUUAGUAGGCAAGUGGAAAGGAAGAGUUGGUGACACAGCAAUUGUUGGAGCUGGAAUAUAUGCUGACAAGAAACUUGCCGUGACAUGCUCAGGAGAUGGCGAUGCAUUCUUACGUGAAACAGUUGCUCAUAAAGUGGCUAGUCUAUACAACCUCAAAGGCUACACUUUAGCACAGGCCUGUCGAGAAGUGAUUUAUGAGGAUUUAGGGGCAAAUUGUGCUGGAAUCAUUGCAGUUGACCAUAAAGGUGAAGCUGCAGUCGAAACUAAUGCUGGAGUGAUGUUUGUUGCUUCCAUGGUUGAUGGGGUUGCUCGAGCUGAAGUCUAUAGACCUGUUAUGAGCUUUGCAAAUGUGAUCUGGGAAACUGAUGAAUUAAUAGCGCACUUGCAUCCUGAACCCUGGACUCCAGGAACUACAAUUCUCACUCGAAAGGCUUUAAAUGGACCAAAUAGCAUCUUUCAGUUACCGAUGCCUGAUUAUAUGGCAAUGUUACUUGGGGCACAAACAGUUGCUAAUUUGCUUUGUGAGAAACUUGGUGUGUACCGCUGUGCCCUCGUGUCCAUGCCCAAGCCCGACAAACCUGCUCAUAUUAAAAUCUUGCCUAUCCAUGGGCUUGAACCCAACUGGAAGCCUCAUCUUGCUGAGGAAGAACAAUUCCACAUACAUGAUCCUGGUUACUGCAGUUCCAAGAGUGGCCCACGCUGUGAGGAUGCGUACCUCGACCAGGUCCAGUCAAAGAUAAGGGCUUGCCUCCCAACACCCAAUGCUCCAUCCAGCUAUGAUUUUUAUGGAGAUCCAUCAAAUGAUGGCCUUUUUUCACGCAUUGUAAGAGGAGAGGAGCAACAGUGGCGUGUGUGGGAAGACACUGAACAUGUAGCCUUUUUGACCCCCUUCCCUAAUACACCUGGCCUUACAGUUUUGGUGCCAAGAAGGCCACUAACAAGUGAUAUCUUCCGUCUAGACAGGAGUGACUACACAGCACUGAUCUUGGCAACACAGAAGAUGGCUCAGCUUCUACAAGAAGGUAUGGGUGCUCACGGAGUGGCUCUAAUAUUUGAGGGCUUUGAAAUUGACUAUGCCCACGCCAAGCUGAUUCCACUUGUCACAAAGCCUGGAGAUAUGCUGCCUGCAGUGCCCCUUGAGUUCUGUCCAACCUACCCUGGAUAUGUAACUUCAGCAGAUGGUCCUCCAGCAUCUGCAGAGGCUCUGAAAGACAUUCACACCAAGAUCACAAGGACCACACCACCUCGCACCUGGGAACAACCCCAAAGCCACUCCACAUUAGCCAUCAAGAGCCAGUGGUACCGCAAUCUCUUUCAGAUCCAAAAUACCCUGUUCCACAGCACAGUUGAGUACUUUAGUAACAAAUGCAGGUAUGCAUAUGCUCUUACACCCAUCACAACUGAUACCAUUUCAUCACCAAUGGGCCUGGGGUCAGACUCAGAGCCUGUGUUUGUCAAUAUGCUAGGCCAAGAUGUGUACUUGGCAGACUCAAUGCAGUUUGUGCUGGAAUAUUUCUUGCGUUUCCAGGAAGGACUUCCAGGGACAUACUAUUUGUCUCCCAGUUUCAGAGGAGAGGAUCCUGAUUCUACUCAUCUGAAUCAGUUCUACCAUAUAGAGUGUGAGCUACUUGGUGACAUGGAUGAGGCUAUCAAUAUAGCAGAAAGUUUUGUGGCUCACUUGACUCAGGCAAUGUUAAGAAACCACUCUAAGAUCAUUGAGAGUUCAGCAGGAACACUGUCCCAUGUACAAGCCAUGCUAAAGCAGCUGGAGGAACCACUUCCGAGAGUGACUCUGGACCAGGCCAUUACAGUGUUGCCCUCUGCUGACUGUCUUGAAUGGGUACAAGAGGGGCAGCCACAGUUUGGAAGAAAGCUAACCCGCAAAGGAGAAAGAGUUCUGAUUGAAAAAUAUGGUGGUGCUGUUUGGUUGACUGAAAUGGAUCACCUUGGUGUGCCUUUCUACCAAGCUUACGUUGAAGGCUCUGGCAGAAAGAAAGCAAAGGCAGCUGAUCUGCUCUUGGGGUUGGGGGAGACAGUGGGGCUUGGGGAAAGACACUCUACCCCUGAGAUGGUACAAGAGGCCUUAAGACACCAUGCUGUACCAGAAGAGUCAUACAAAUGGUACAUGAACAUGAGGCAAAUCAUACCUCUGUCUACAAGUGGAUGGGGUAUGGGCACAGAAAGAUACCUCUGUUGGCUGCUACAGCACAAUGAUGUGAGAGAUAUGCAGAUCAUUCCCAGGUUGAAGGCAAAAAAAUACAUGCCUUAAAUUACAGACUUUCAUCAAAGCAACUUAUGAGUUUUGAAAACUUGAGACCAUCUUGACAGCCAAAGGCAACAUUAGGGGGAAAAAUAAAACAUUCUGAGGAUCAUGUUUUAAACUUAUGAUUCAGGAAAUUUAUGUUUAUGAUCUUGAUUAUGAUUGUUUUUUUUCUUUACUGAAAGGGUUUUACUGACUAUUCCAUACAGUAAUAUUCAGAUAAGUAGAAAUGAUGAGAACAUGGAAUGUAUUUUAGACUUCAAAAUAUUGCAGUUGUCUACCAAAUCAUGACAUACUGGUUUUCUUGUUUCUUAAGCAUUAAUAUGUUGUUUUCUGCUACCUUUCUAUAAGUAUACUGCAUGUCAUUUUAAAGUCUGAUCAGCAAAUAAGACAAUGCAGCAUUUUUCUGUAUCCUGGGUUUUCACAAGUAAAUCAGCUGACAGAUGUAUUAACAUUUCUGAUUUUAUAUACACAUUUCAUAUAUACAUAUACUUAUUUCAUGGCAAGUUUCUUCUGCUUGACCUUUUGUUUUUUUUCAUAUCCAUUCUUUGAAUAACGGAAAAUAAAGACUACAAUAAAAACUACACAUG